Messenger RNA from Oncorhynchus masou masou (cherry salmon), 744 nucleotides. RefSeq names its product protein BUD31 homolog. The transcript has 4 exons. Gene Ontology annotation, cellular component: nucleus; spliceosomal complex. Bases 112 to 546 code for a protein of 144 amino acids. The record is from RefSeq and is a predicted model, not a curated record. Gene Ontology annotation, biological process: mRNA splicing, via spliceosome. Lineage: Eukaryota; Metazoa; Chordata; Actinopteri; Salmoniformes; Salmonidae.
UCAAUAAGAAGCGACGGUAAGCAGGCCUACGAAAUCAAUACACAAAAAUAGGACGGGGGAGAAAUAAGGUUUUGUUGUUUUUGGUUAAAUAAAUCCGUUUGAUUCAACGCUAUGCCGAAAGUGAAAAGGAGCAGGAAACCACCUCCAGAUGGCUGGGAGUUGAUUGAACCGACAUUGGACGAAUUAGACCAAAAAAUGAGAGAAGCCGAGACGGAGCCUCAUGAGGGAAAGCGGAAGGUGGAGUCCCUGUGGCCGAUAUUCAGACUGCAUCAUCAGAGGAGCAGAUAUAUCUUCGACUUGUUCUACAAGAGGAAGGCCAUCAGCAGAGAGCUGUAUGACUAUUGUAUAAAGGAGAGUUAUGCUGAUAAGAACCUGAUCGCUAAGUGGAAGAAACAGGGAUACGAGAACCUGUGCUGCCUUCGCUGCAUCCAGACACGAGACACCAACUUUGGAACCAACUGCAUCUGUAGAGUUCCCAAGAGCAAGCUGGAGGUGGGGAGGAUUAUAGAGUGCACCCACUGUGGCUGCCGAGGCUGCUCGGGCUGAAUCGUCAGGAUCAUCGCCUGCCUGUUCUACUCUGGCUCGUCUGGUCAGGUCUGGAUCGCCUGGCUGUUUUGCUGUGGGGAUCGUCUCGCCUGGCCUGGUCGUUCUGUUCUGGAUCAUCAGUUAUUUUCUAUGGGACAUCAGGGCUCAUCUACUCCACCUGUGUGCUUCAUUACCCUGGAGUGUCUAAUCUCAAAUACA